Erythranthe guttata (spotted monkey flower) is the source of this 1727-nucleotide messenger RNA. RefSeq names its product Pectin lyase-like superfamily protein. Lineage: Eukaryota; Viridiplantae; Streptophyta; Magnoliopsida; Lamiales; Phrymaceae. Gene Ontology annotation, molecular function: polygalacturonase activity. The record is from RefSeq and is a predicted model, not a curated record. Gene Ontology annotation, biological process: carbohydrate metabolic process.
UCACCUUCCAUUCUAUAUUAAAGCCCCCACUAUUUACAAUACUGCCAAAAAAUGACAAAUCUCUCGGCAUAAAAUAAAUUUCCAUACAUAUAUAGAUACAGACAAUCCUCAUGCAGUCUUCAACUCUUUAUCCGUGAUCCUCUUCAUACCCACUUUCUUCUUCCUUAAUCCUUUUUUUCUUAUUACACAGGUCUCGUGCACGUGUAUAUAUACAUCUACUAUAUGUAUAUAUAUAUUUUGAAGGAUAUAUAUUUCGAUGAUGGAAGGUGAGAACCCAUUACUCACCGCCGUGAAAUCAAGCCUCACAAGACCUUCAUGGGCAUUCCUACUGCUCAUCUUCGCCGGCGUCGCCGUUUUCAGCCUCCAAUUCACCGGAAACACGGCGCCGCCUCCGUUCGGGUCCAUCUCGAAUCGGGCCGGGCAUACGGGUUCGGGCGGCCCGACUACCUGCUCCGGGCUUUUCGAGGCGCCGCCGCCGCGGAGGGUGGUGAAAUCGAUCGAGGAAUUCGGUGGGGUUGGGGACGGGACGACUUCCAAUACGGCGGCGUUUAAGAGGGCGGUGGAGUAUAUGGCGAAAUUCAGGGGCGGAGGCGGCGGCGCUCAGCUGAACGUCCCCCGUGGGCGGUGGCUCACGGGAAGCUUCAAUCUCACCAGCGAUUUCACGCUGUUUCUUGAUGAUGGCGCUCUUAUCUUGGGAUCUCAGGAACCGGAGGAAUGGCCGAUAAUCGAGCCGUUGCCUUCGUACGGAAGAGGGAGAGAGAGGGAAGGAGGGAGACACAUUAGCCUAAUUCAUGGAAAUUCUCUUACCAAUGUAGUUAUUACAGGUAAUAAUGGCACGAUUGACGGUCAAGGGAAGAUGUGGUGGGAUCUUUGGUGGAAUAAGACACUAAUUCACACGAGAGGCCACCUCGUCGAACUUAUUAAUUCACACAACGUUCUAAUCUCAAACCUCACUUUCCGUAAUUCCCCGUUUUGGACCGUUCAUCCUGUUUACUGCAGCAAUGUUGUGAUCAAAGACAUGACAAUAUUGGCUCCUCUAAAUGCCCCGAAUACCGAUGGCAUAGACCCAGAUUCGAGCACAAACAUAUGCAUUGAAGAUUGUUACAUUGAGAGUGGCGACGAUCUAGUGGCAAUCAAGAGCGGGUGGGACCAAUACGGAAUAACAAUGUCCAAACCGAGCGCAAACAUUACCGUGAGACGAGUUUCGGGCACAACCCCAACGUGUUCGGGAAUUGGGAUCGGAAGUGAAAUGUCCGGUGGGAUUAAAAACGUCCUAAUUGAGGAUUUGUACGUUCGAGAUUCGGCGAGUGGGGUCCGCAUCAAGACCGAUAGAGGAAGAGGAGGGUACAUAACGAAUAUAACCAUACGUAAUAUUAUGAUGGAGAGAGUCAAAGUGCCGAUUAGGUUUAGCAGAGGAGCCGAUGACCACCCGGACGAGAAAUGGGAUGUGAAAGCACUUCCAAAAGUGAGAGGGAUAUUUAUAAGUAACGUGGUUAGUUUGGAAUCGAGGAAGGGUCCGUUGUUGGAGGGGGUGGAAGGGGCGAUUUUUGAGGAUAUUUGCAUGAAAAACGUUAGUUUAUUCGGAUUAGGGUUGUCUGCGAUGAGGUGGCAUUGUGAGUUUGUGUCGGGUUUUAGUGACGAUGUCUCGCCUAUGCCUUGUUUGGAGUUGCGGAAAAACGGGUCUUCUUCUUCGUGUUCGUUUCCGUGACUUCUUUUUUUUUUUUUUU